UCUGCCAGUGGUGUAGCUCAAAAAGUGUUCUCAAAAUUUGCACAAAUAUGUAAACAUGUUCAUAAAGUUCUGGUGCCAGAAAUCAUUAUUAUUAUUAAGUUGCUUACUUCCUAAACUGAUGUAUACAGCCAUAUAAUCAAUAAUAUCAGAUGCUAAAGAGAGGUUUACCAUUUUAGGGGUCAAGUAAGUCAAGUAGUUUUUGAAUGAUUUUGAUAUGUAAAUUUUGAAAAAUUGGUAUGUAUACAACUUUUACUUUAUUAGGAACACUUCAGUGUGUUUGUAUAUUUUGUGAUGCUUUUCUGCUCACCAUGAUUGUGAAGAGUGGUUGAGUAACCGUAGCAUUCCUGUCAGUGUGAAUCUUUCUCGCCAUUCUUCAACAAGGAAUGUUCAACAGGACUGCUGCUGGGUAUUUUUGUUUGUUUGAUUUUUUUUUUUUUUUUUUUUUUAACACCCUUCUGUGUGAACUUUGUCGUAAGGAAAAAUUCCGGAGAGGUUAGCUCAAACCAGCCCAUACCACCACGCUAAUAACCAUUUCAUGGUUAAAAUCACUGAGAUCACGUUUUACCCCGUUCUGAUAUUUCGUGUGAAUAUAAACUAUUGCUUUUGGCCUUUUAUCUGCAUGGAUUUAUGUAUUGUUCUGCUGUAACAUGAUGAGCUUACUGGGUAAAUGUUGAAUGUGCAGAUAUUCAGGGGUUCCUAUUAAAGUGGACAGUGAGUGUAUAGUUACUGUAUGACACUGCUGCUUUCUAAUAAUGUUAUAAAAUUUCUACUUAUUCAUGUAACAGGGACUAUAGAGAAAUGUUUGUGUGAUAUAUUUGUCAUUUGUAUGAGAAUGAAACAUUUUCAUGUUUCUUAAGAAACCUCUGGUUCAGCUGCAGCAGUCAUUUGCCUCUGGUUUCUCAACUUCCUUUGGUAAAGACCAGCUGAUUAGAUUGUGCGACUGAUUGAGUUGACUAUUUGUGAAAGCCUUUCCUGCAGAUGGCUUUUUUUUUCCUACUUCAGCUUGUUGCCAGAAUUAGAAUUUCGACUCAGUAUCAGCAGAUCGACACGGUAUCAGAAAGGGAACAGUGAAGCUGUGAAACUAGUGAUGGAAGGAAACAACUACCCGUAUGACUUCUACAACUACUCGUAUCAUGAAUAUGACUCUAACUAUAGCACUGGUUUGUCUGAGGAAUCAGCGAAAUCCAUCGAAAUCGCAGCACUCGUGCUCUACUUUAUAACAUGCUUCCUUGGAGUUCCUGGAAAUGCCUUUGUAGUGUGGAUUGCUGGUGUGAAGAUGAAGAAGACCGUUAACACCAUCUGGUUUCUGAACCUGGCCAUUGCUGACUUUCUGUGCUGCCUGUCCAUACCAUUUACUGUGGCUGAAAUCCUUCUAGAGCAUCACUGGCCUUAUGGAGAUGCUAUGUGCAAAGUCAUACCCACGAUCAUUGUUGUCAACAUGUUCACCAGCAUCUUCACCCUGAACCUCAUCAGUCUGGAUCGCUUCAUUCAGGUUGUUAAACCUGUUUGGGCUCAGAACAACCGCACGGUCAGGUUAGCAUGGAUAUGCUGUGCUUUUGCAUGGACACUGGCCAUACUCCUCAGCCUGCCCACUAUAAUCCUACGAGAAACGGUCAUCGAAAACGAUCACCUAAACACCAACUUCACUUUAUGCAUAUUCAGAAAUACAGAUAUGGAAGAUGAGUGGAGCACUGACUAUGGUGGCUCUUAUAGGGCUCUAACCAUGGCCCGCUUUGUGCUAGGCUUCCUCAUACCACUCCUGUGCAUUGUGUUUUGCUACACAGGGAUCAGCCGAAAAAUUAUGAGCAGCCAUUUUCGUGCGGGAAGAGCAUUCCGUAUCAUGCUGGCUGUCGUGGUGGCGUUUUUUCUCUCAUGGUUCCCCUACCAUGUGGUGGAUCUGGUAGCCAUUUAUGGUGGGACACAGGAAGCUGUACUGGCUAAAGACCUUGAUCCUUUAGUCAUCUCUUUCGCGUAUGCCAACAGCUGUAUGAACCCGAUACUGUAUGUGUUUAUGGGACAGGACUUUAAAGAGAAAGUCAAACACUCACUGAGACGCAUCUUUGAGAUGGCUUUUAGUGAAGAUAACACAAUGAGCUCCAAAGGACAGCAGUCGCGCUGCACCAACUCCUCAAGCUAUCCAGCUGUGAUGGCGACAUGAAGCAUGGAGAAUGUUUUUAACUUCUUGUUUGUAUAGUGUGGAAUAUCUGUAGAAAGAAAUGGGGAAAAGUCUACCCUGACUGAUUUGCACAACAAUCUGUAAAAUUAGCAUGAUCAUCAAUGAUGUAAUGAUAACCAGAGCUCAUUUAUCUGUUGGUUUGACAACCUGUUGAUUGUAGUGCCAGGAGGGAUGCUUUUACCAUUAACUAAACAGAGCAAUGCAGAGACUUUGUAACCAUUUUGUAGAGACUUUGAGUCCCAACGUUUGCAAAAUCUCCACUAGUUCUGUCACGUUUCCUCAUUAAUAUGCAAUGGUGGAAAAUUCUGAAUGGAGAAACAAAACUGUUUUGUUUCUAGGAACUAAGCGAAUUUCUGAUGUUUGAAAUCACUGGUAUUUCUUUCCAUUGAAACUGUACAACUAUACAAAAAAUAAUGAUUAUUCAACAGUUUUUUUUUUUAAAAAAACAUGUUCGGAGUUUUUGGUUGAAAUGCAAAAAGCACUUUUGUCUUCCUUUUCAUUUGCUAGACACUUUAUUAUUCUACUAUUAUUUUGUUGAGGAAAAGUAAGACUUCCAAUAAUUUGAACAUGGUUGUAAUAAUUGGAGAGGUUAUUUAAGUUUAUUAUAAAUAUAUAUUUUUUUAUUUCUAAUUACGUAAAUUCUAUGGCUUAACAUUUUUGUAACAUGUUAUAAAAAUGACUAUAAUGGAAAACCAAUAUACAAGGUUCUUAAUGUCAUUUGUAAUUCUAAUAAUCAAAUGGACACCAGAUUUAUCAGGUGCACAUUGAUUUUACUAUUGGUAUGAGUAACAGGCCACCUUUUCACUUGAAUUACAGGAUUUCUAAAUUAGGAGAACUUGAGAUGUUUGCCCUCCUGUGAUGUGAACGAUUGCAUGUUGUUUACAGGACAUCAAACCCAUGAGCCUGAGUCAAGAUUUUAUCAGAACACAUUCCAGGAGCGGUAGUUAUUUUAAGGACAUGACCUCAGUUUUGCAUUCUUGGACAGUUUGUCAGAUUCAGGGACUUUUGUCUAAUCGCUCUUGAAUAAGCACUGGUUCAGUCUGGAGUCUGGUUCAAUAUGAUUAAGUGUAAUAGUAUAAUUAAAAAUGAUUAAGAAAUUAUUUCUAGCAUGCACACAAACAGCAUGAAGUCUAAAGUCUGAGAGUAAGCUCACUUGAAUUCUUUAAAAUGUAAAUAAAGGAUAGUUUUAUACCUAGUUCUAAAGUGUUACAAUAAUUUUCUGUAAUAACAAAAACAUAUAUGUUGUGUGAUGUACUACUGUAUUCCAUACAAACCAAUUCCACUUAUUAAAUAAAGAGAUGAU
This is a messenger RNA of Hemibagrus wyckioides, 3479 nucleotides long. RefSeq names its product C3a anaphylatoxin chemotactic receptor-like. The record is from RefSeq and is a predicted model, not a curated record. The transcript has 2 exons. The coding region runs from base 1088 to 2158 and encodes 356 amino acids. Lineage: Eukaryota; Metazoa; Chordata; Actinopteri; Siluriformes; Bagridae. Gene Ontology annotation, molecular function: complement component C5a receptor activity; G protein-coupled receptor activity. Gene Ontology annotation, cellular component: plasma membrane. Gene Ontology annotation, biological process: inflammatory response; phospholipase C-activating G protein-coupled receptor signaling pathway; complement receptor mediated signaling pathway.